This is a messenger RNA of Cebus imitator (Panamanian white-faced capuchin), 2432 nucleotides long. It is a transcript of the gene MYBPHL, whose product is annotated as myosin binding protein H like. The transcript has 9 exons. NCBI's taxonomy places the organism in Eukaryota, Metazoa, Chordata, Mammalia, Primates, Cebidae. The coding region runs from base 1177 to 2175 and encodes 332 amino acids. The record is from RefSeq and is a predicted model, not a curated record. Gene Ontology annotation, molecular function: protein binding.
AGAUGGCCACAGGAGAGGAGCCCAUCACACAAACGCUGCUUCUGUUCUUUACGCCCCACCCCUCCCAAGCCGCCAAAGCCCAACCGGGGGCAGCCACAGCAGGGACACUCAGCUCCCUGGGGCUGCUGCAUCUGUGCUGAGGCAGUCAAGGCCUGAGCAGGGCUCAGAGGAUGGCACACAGGCCUGUCAAGUCCUCUCAUCACGUGUUCCUAGGUGCAGUCUAAGACAAGCACAGCCCAGGUGAAAACAUCAGCCACACAGCAGAAAAGGAAACUGCAGAAAUAAAACGGACUGUGCGCUGUAUAUUGCUAUUGAUCUUCAUCUGCAAAAGUCUCGCGACCUUGAGAUUAUCAUGGGGAGAUUCUGGGAGUGAAGUUCUCUGGACAACGCUCUGACGAUUGAGCUGGAGGAAGAACACAGUAGAACCUCUGUUUCGGUUGCGUCACUUACGUGUUUGUGUUAUGUAAUAUACAUAUUUAAACAGUCCGUAAGUGAGCAUACAUAUGUCACAGUGAAUGCUCAGGGAAGUAUUUUCACAGAAGUGUGCCUUAUCAAAGAGUCUGGAAUCCACUAUCAAGCAGUCAUGCUGUUUACCACAGGAAUGUACCAGGGAUGAAGUUCUUCCAACUGCCAAGAAUGAACUGUCACAGGGAGUCUGGGUUGUUGGGAACUGAAACACUGUCACAUUCUACUGAAGAUAACAUCAGCCAGGCAACUGCCUCUGCCUGAGAAAGCGGGAGACAGCAGUCAGGAAAAGGCUAGAAAAUGGUGUCCGUCUCAGCCAGGCCCCCAGGGAACCCAGAGGGAAUAUUUGUGCUUUGGCAGCAAAGACAGUGUGGGGCAUCCCAAGAGGAAACAAAUGACACCUAAUCAUUCUCCGAGCCUACACUCAGCACUUUUCCAGCAUCUCCUGUCUUCAUCCUGGAAGCCCAUACUGAGCUCCACUUCUCACUGGGACAGGCCCGUGAAAUCAAGGCGAAAUGGGCAGUGGACCUGGUCUGUCCCAGAAUCUGUUUGUACAGAGUGAUCCUCGGCAAACUGAAAUAAGACUGCAAAGGUGCCCGGGAGCAGAGUGGCCAUGCAGAGUAAGGGACCCUGACGCGCUCCCUCUGCAGUGACGUCAGUGUUGUCUCUGUGGGCGGCCGGGCAGGCCAGGGUGUUAACUCUGCCUGCAGAAUGGAGAGCAUUCUCCCAAGCCUCGUACCUAACUGGGAGGUCAGGAUUAACGUGAAAAGUGGCCGUGAUGAAAGGAAAGAGCACCCCAAGAUCUGGCUACCUCGGGCCCUGAGGCAGACCUACAUCCGGAAGGUUGGGGACACAGUGAACCUACUAAUCCCAUUCCAGGGCAAGCCCAAACCUCAAGCCACCUGGACACACAAUGGCUGUGCCUUGGACACCAGCCGUGUGAGCGUGCGGAAUGGGGAGCGAGACUCCAUCCUCUUCAUCCGAGAAGCCCAACGUGCUGACUCAGGUCGCUACCAACUCCGUGUCCAGCUAGGCGGGCUGGAGGCCACGGCCACCAUUGACAUCCUGGUGAUUGAGAGGCCAGGCCCUCCUCAGAGUAUUAAGCUGGUGGACGUCUGGGGCUUCAACGCUACCCUGGAAUGGACACCUCCCCAAGAUACGGGCAAUACAGCACUCCUGGGAUACACGGUGCAGAAGGCUGACACAAAAUCUGGGCUGUGGUUCACAGUGCUGGAGCACUAUCACCGCACCAGCUGCAUUGUCUCCAACCUCAUCAUCGGCAACUCCUAUGCCUUCCGCGUCUUUGCUGAAAACCAGUGCGGACUCAGUGAAACAGCCCCCAUCACCACUGACCUCGCCCACAUCCAGAAAGCAGCUACUGUUUACAAGACCAAGGGGUUUGCACAGCGAGACUUUUCUGAAGCCCCAAAGUUUACCCAGCCUCUGGCCAACUGCAGUACAGUCACCGGCUAUAAUACCCAGCUCUUCUGCUGUGUCCGUGCCUCUCCCCGGCCCAAGAUCAUCUGGCUGAAGAACAAGAUGGAUAUCCAAGGCAACCCUAAGUAUAGAGCCCUGACUCACCUGGGGAUCUGCUCCCUAGAGAUCCGCAAGCCUGGUCCCUUUGAUGGAGGCAUCUAUACCUGCAAGGCAGUGAACCCCCUAGGGGAGGCAUCUGUGGACUGUCGGGUGGAUGUGAAAGUUCCUAAUUGAGGACACCUAGGAGGAUGUGGCGCUCUGAUGAAGCCAGUGCCCAGCAAUGAAGUGAAUUCAUGGCACAGGAGCCAGGGACCGUGAGGAGGAUGCCCUCAGCAGCCUGGUGUGCUCUGGCCGUGUGCUGUCAUGGCUACAAAAUGCUCUCUCUUUCCAGUGCCUCCAGGAAGCCCGCCCGUGGUGAGAUUCUGUCCUCCAGGAGCUUCGGCACCAUGUCUGGUUUGGAUUCAUCUAAAUAAAUGUGUGACUCCCCAGUG